AGAGACUGCUGAAGCAGAAAGCAGAAGAGUGUCCACUUGCGGUGCGCGCUUUUGGCGGAAAGCGCGUGAUUUCAGUGGGGGUGCAGUUGUGGUCGGAAAAUCCUCGCCGUGACACAAACUCGCGCCCAAUAUAGGGAAUGUCAGUUGACUGUAGCUCGUGGUGUGCAAAGUGUGUUUAGUUUCAAGUAAACGUGCGGCCCCCUGAGUACCCAAAAUAGGGCAAAUCUUCCUUGGGUCAGAAGAUACCCUUCCCUAUCAAACCACAAAGUACAUCGUGGUUGUGUCGUGACGCGACUGUAGUGGGGACAAUUUAUAUCAAUUUUUAUUCUGCCGCCCACCCUCGCCUCUCGCGUUUUUUUUUAUUAUUAUUGCUUAUGUUGUAAAAAAGAAAACAUGUUAUAAGGAAAAGACGGAAAAGCGUGUGAGCGAGAGAAAGAGUGAAAAGGUGGAAAAAAAAAGAACCAAGGAGAAAAUAAGCUUUUGGGUGAGAGAGUCUCACUGACUAAUACCACAACCAAAUAAUUCCAUAUCACAUCACCGUGUGCGCUUUUAUCCCACAGAAAGGUGGGAGACGACGUCCAAAGUGGUAGGAAGAUUCAUUCGUUCGUGAAGUAUCUGUGCGUGUUUUUUUUUUUUACUAGUUACUCUUAUGCUACCCUGCAAACGGGGGAGCAUAAUCCGGAUCCAUCCAUUGUCUCAGGAUCUCAACAGCAGGUGAAGUUAUUGCGCAGAAUUACCGGGAAAAUGACGCAAAAUUUGAAGUGAAAGGCUCAUAGCCCUAUGUAGCCCUGUAUAGGGGCUGAUACCUGAAAGAUUUUGACGGAUAAUCCGGAUGUGAAGUGUGAUGCUAAAGCAAUGAUUGAUUUUAAUACAUUAUCAGGAUAUCGGCCGAAUUUUUCCAAACCAGAAAACACAUAUAGAUAACACCCAUAUUAAAGGAUAUACACGAAAAACAUGUUCGACUAAAGUGUUGCCAGAUUGGAAGAACUCUGUAAGGUGUUGAAACAUUUUUCUUUCUGCAGUUGCUGUGAUAAAAUGCGAUCAAAAUCCAUUGCUCGAAGAUUCACUCAAGGUAGCAGUGGUGACGAGCUUGAAAGUGGUCGGGGACUCACUUCAAGCCUUGACGUUCCACCUGGACUGCAAGUGAUCCCAUUGAGUCCAUCUGAAGAGACCAAGGAGCACCUUAAGGUGAGAUCGAAAGAUCAACUUUUUGCUGAAAUGGCUCGACAUUUGGGCCCACCUCAAGAGAUUGAAAUGCGAAAUGGUGCAGUGUAUGCUAAGAAUUUAAUUCAUCGGAAUACGCAAUAUGGACCCUUCAUUGGACGAUGGACAAAUGAGCCAUCUGAUAAGAGAUUUGCGUGGGAGAUAAUUGUGCAUGACAACUUAAGAGGGUGGUUGGAUGCCUCCAAAGAAACUUCCAAUUGGCUCAAAUACAUUAGACACAGUAGUUCAAAUAGUGAAAUAAAUUGUCAUCAAUAUCUAGUAGCAGAUCAAUUGUGGUACGAGGUGAUUAGAGACAUUGCACCUGGCACUGAGCUACUUCUUGGACCCAAAGUUCCUCUUCACAUUCGUAACAUGUGCUCAAAUGGACCAAGAGACGACCGCAGUGAUAGAGAAAGUGGUUCUCAACACAGUGGAACAGGAGAAGAAGAUUUCGUCACUUCAUCGAAUGAUUUGGACAACAUCAAAGCGGAAUCAGGCGGUCAACCGGAUCCAGAAAGUGACGACGAGGACGGCAUCGACUGUAAAUGCGUUGUAUGUGAUCGACAAUGUCAAGAUAUUGACCAACUCGAUGAACAUCUAAUAAUAUCACAUCAUUAUCCAAAAGACGCAUUUCGCUGUGACACCUGCUUAAAAGCAUACAGCUAUAGGCCGAUAUUGCUGAGGCACAGGGCUAUAGUUCAUGGAGAGCUGAGGAAAUAUCCCUGCGAGAAUUGUACAAAGGUCUUCACUGAUCCAUCGAAUCUACAACGACACAUUCGUGCUCACCACGUGGGCGCCCGAAGUCACGCGUGUCCAGAGUGCGGUAAAACAUUUGCCACAUCGUCUGGUCUGAAGCAGCACACGCACAUCCAUUCGUCGGUGAAGCCUUUUCGAUGUGAGGUGUGCUUAAAAGCCUACACCCAAUUCUCCAAUCUGUGUCGCCACAAACGCAUGCACGCCGAUUGUCGCAUGCAGAUAAAGUGCACAAAGUGCGGACAGAGCUUCAGCACAGUCACAUCCCUGUCCAAACACAAGCGGUUUUGUGACUCCACAGGCGUCACACCACCGCAUCAUCCAUCGGCUCAGCAGCAAUCAUCGUCAAAUUUGGGCCAGGGAGUUCCAGCGGCUACAAUGACAACACCACCCAAUCCCUUCCUGAUGUUCCGCGGGCCAUCACCCUUCUUUCCACCCAGCUUCUCACCCUACCACAGCUUACCUGGGAUAUUCCCAGCAAGUCCAGCUCAAGCUCCUCCGUUUCCCCUUGGCUUCCCCAAGCCAAGUGUUGAUCUAAGUGGAAUGCAGGACAAUGAGCGUUAUACUCCGCCCAGACAGAUGCAGAACAAUCAUUUAAGGAGAAGGCAUUCUCUGAAGGUGUCCCCUUCAGCUGCGGAGGAAGCUUCGAAUCAUUUACAUCCAUCACCUGCCCGUCCUCUACCUAUUUCAAUGUUGCAUACUAAGGAUACUGGGAAAGGACAUGGUGGAAGUGAAAGGAAUAGUUCAGAAGAAGAUACAAGGUCCCCUACCCUGCAUGACUUCUCCAUUAAGACUCAACUAAGAGAUCAUCGGGAGCGCUCAAUUACGCCCAAAGACAAGAGGAUCAAGGAAAUUGAUGUUGUAAAAACACCAAGGCAGUCCUCGGAUCACGAAGAAUCCUCUGAACGAGAUGAACAUGAGGAUCAGGAUAAGGUUGAAGAGAACAAGGCUAGUUCAUCACCUGAAGCUAAUACACUGUCUGCUCAGUUGCAGAACUUGCGGCGACAGGAGACAAAUGGGCAGCUCGGAGAGCUACAGCCCCUGGACCUGACUGUAUCGCGGAAGCGUAGUCGCAGUAGAACGCCGCAAGAUACCAAAGUACAUCGUGUCUCAACACCACCAUCCUACCAGGCAAGUCCAUCACCAUCUGUCUCACCCGGACCCACGCCACCACCGUCGCCACCUGGCCCACCUAUGGCCUAUCCCCGCCCGAUACAUCCAAUGUUAUUAGAAGCAAUUUACCGACCAUCCGGCUUAGGUGCCUUUCAUCGACCUUUUCCUUUUUUAGGACAAAUUGGCCGUCCUGGCUUCGAUUUACUUAGCCGCAACGAUGGCCCCUUUCCGCCCAAACCCUUCCAUGAGGCCCUGAUGGUGGCCAGGCGCUUCACAGCGGACCUUGGCGGUGCCACUGGCGGUCUGAUCGGUGGCGGUGGAAGUGGUGGAACCACUAAAAAUAAGGAUCGGUACGCAUGCAAAUUCUGCGGUAAGGUCUUUCCACGAUCUGCUAACCUCACGCGCCAUCUACGAACGCACACCGGUGAACAGCCUUACAAGUGCAAGUACUGCGAACGUUCUUUCAGUAUAUCGAGCAAUCUGCAACGACACGUCCGUAAUAUUCACAACAAAGAGCGCCCUUUCAAGUGUCACCUCUGUGAACGGUGUUUCGGGCAACAGACUAACUUGGAUCGACACCUGAAGAAGCACGAAGUAGAUUCGGGUGGAAUAGGGAUUGGCAUGGGAGAUUCCCCGUCGUCCAAUGAGGGAGAGCGCGAGGAUGCAUAUUUCGAUGAAAUCCGUUCAUUUAUGGGAAAAGUGACCUAUUCAGGGGCCCAAGCCCAUCUGUAUGCACCCUUGGGAACUACGGCUAUUGAGACAACCACUGAAGCGGAUGAUGUUAGCGAUCUCGAGAAUGACAUCAACAUUGAGCAUUCCGACUCGAAGAAGUCAAUCAACAAUAAUGAAACCAUCGAAGUGUCCACUUAGGCUUUCACCAAAUAUCUCUAGUUACAACACUAUCUUAUAACACCAUUGUAAAUAAAUAAAAUAUUCUCUCAAUAACUACCACAAAAUUUCACUCCUUAGGCAUCAAUUUCAAUCUAAGAGAUGGUAAACAUUGCAAAAGGAUAUAAGCAAAUAAAAUAAACUAUUGAAUUCAUGAGUAAUAGUUCUAAUAUAAAUUAGCUAAUGACUACCAAUUAAGUGAACAUCCACGCUUUUCAUUUGGGAAGUGUUUCUUUUGGGAUAGUGAAGUUCUAUUUUGGAUUAUAUAAAGAACUCAAAGAAUUCACAAUCACCAUUUAUCUAUUUUUUGAACACCCCUAAAUCGAUUAUUUUCACAAAAAAUCAAGUGAUAUUUUUUUCUGUAUUAGAAAGAAAGUAAACAAAAAAAAUUAUCAAAGAGCAGAGUGAUGCAAAAACUUAGUAAAAUUUCUGAUAUAAAUUAUUUCUAAGGGGCAUUUGACUUUAUAUAUAUUGUAAAAUGUUAAUUUACAAAUUCAAGAAAAAUGAAAAGAAAUAAAAAUGUGAAAAUAUUAUCAAUAAAUUAUUUUUUUAUUUAUUCAAUAUCCACAUAGUCACUGUAAGAAUUUUUGAAGAAAAAAAACAAGCACUUGAAAUAACUUAUGAGAUAAUAAAAUUAUUUAUAUUGGCCUCCUAAGAAAUGGCGAAAGGACAAUUUCCACUAAAAACAAACUAUUUAAAAAAAAAUUAUUAAACAUCCCUUAAGAUUUCUCAAAUUGACUACCAAAUGUGACAUAGAAUAUACAUUGAACUAAAAAUCACGAAAUAGCACAUAAAAUUUAUUGUCGGAUUCUGUCAUAUUUAAAUAAAGAAAAUAAAGAAAUAGUGUAAGAUUUAAAAAAAAAUAUGGGAGGAAGUUAGAUGAAAAUGUUAUUUUAUAGAUAUUGAAAAUGGUACAUCAACAAUUUGAAUUCACAAAUAAAUUACAUGAAAUCAAUCUGAAAA
Phlebotomus papatasi is the source of this 4920-nucleotide messenger RNA. Its product is annotated as transcription factor hamlet-like. Gene Ontology annotation, cellular component: nucleus. The transcript has 8 exons. Lineage: Eukaryota; Metazoa; Arthropoda; Insecta; Diptera; Psychodidae. The record is from RefSeq and is a predicted model, not a curated record. Bases 1036 to 3939 code for a protein of 967 amino acids. Gene Ontology annotation, molecular function: protein binding.